Molecule: messenger RNA, 762 nt
Organism: Brenthis ino (lesser marbled fritillary)
Lineage: Eukaryota; Metazoa; Arthropoda; Insecta; Lepidoptera; Nymphalidae
Source: the annotation of a GenBank genome assembly
AUGAACAGCUUAGUUUCGCUACUCUCCGCGGCGGCGCUGUUGUCGCUGCAGUGCGUCGUAUAUGCUCAAAUCAAUGGCAAAGUCGAAAUGAAUAAUAAUUUGGAACCAAAUGUAUUACCAACCACGCGGCAUAGUACGAUUCGAAAUUACAUCAGGAUAAUGUCACCACCUCCUGAAACUGUAAGACACUUGCCAGGAACUACCCUUGUUUUAACUUGUCAGAUGAGAGGAAACCCGUCGCCAGUCGUUAAUUGGAUGAAAAAUGGUGUACCUAUUACUGACUUUGAAGAAGAUGUGAAUGAAAUUCUUUCCAUACCUUCCUUCAGUCCUACUGAAAUGACAAGCAAAUUGGUAUUACGUUCUGCUUCGAACGGCGACAUCUUCUCUUGCGUAGGGACCUCUGGCCUUCUGGAGAUUAGUGCUUCUACAGCAGUUAUUGUUGUUGGGGAAAAUCAACCUCAACGACUUACUUCUAUCAUCCAAUCAAAACCUGUAAUCACAACCUUCUAUAACAAUAUAUUCCAAUAUUCGGGCUCGAGUGCGACAUUGCCUUGUCGUGUAGACAGCCCUACUAAGUCACAAAUCAUCUGGUUAGACAACAACGGAGAUAUUGUGUAUGGAAAUAAUAGGCUUAGGGUUUUACCCUCUGGUGAUCUUCAUAUAGCCGAUCUAUCAUGGGACGAUAUGGGUGGAUAUACCUGCACGGCUAAAAACGCAUUCGGAAAAGACGUGAUCGAAACGUUCUUAUAUCCUCUUAAAGUU